Messenger RNA from Aedes albopictus (Asian tiger mosquito), 8052 nucleotides. RefSeq lists its product as uncharacterized. Gene Ontology annotation, molecular function: nucleic acid binding. The transcript is spliced from 2 exons. Bases 1204 to 6645 code for a protein of 1813 amino acids. NCBI's taxonomy places the organism in Eukaryota, Metazoa, Arthropoda, Insecta, Diptera, Culicidae. The record is from RefSeq and is a predicted model, not a curated record. Gene Ontology annotation, biological process: DNA integration.
AUGUGUGUUCAGACUCAAGAAAGUCGGUCCGUCUGGCAACGCAGCCACAUGUUCCACAAAAUGUACAUCAGUCCAUCCUAUUUUUUCUCACUAGUUGAUUGUCCCAUCUUUAUCAGUAGAUAGCGUAGGUAGCCCGAUCGAUAGCCACUGAUCGGUAUCGCUCGGUGUCAUACUCACCACUGACCUCCUCGUAUCGCACAGAAUACGAGAGGCAGAUUAGUUCAUAUCCAACCGUACAUAGUAUCGCGUCGCGCUCGAGUUAGGCGAAUAAUUCGAUCGAGCAAUAAAAGUGCAUUAGUGCCAAGAACGAAGUUUCAAUAAACCGGUUGUUUUCGAUCAAAGUUUUGUAUCGCGAGUUUUUGAAUAAGUGUCCGAACAUCUAUCGCCAACGGUCCCGGAAGUGUAUGAAACAUUUUGGUCCUUCGAGCCGGAUGACCGUUGGACGAUUGAUAGCAGUGGACUUAGUGUAAAGGACCCGCGAACUGUGGUCCCGCCGGUCAUUGACCCGGUUAGUGAACAAUAAGUGCUACUGGCGUUGAUCGAAAAUCCGUCAUAGUGAUGUGGCUCAACUGAGCGAAGAAAGUGGAUGCUGUAAGAACAACGGUUGGCUGAUCGUCAUCGGCCACGGCGCACCGUCCGGUGCAAUUGCAGUUGAUUGGCGGCGGCAGAGUACGACGACGACGACGGACGUCCGCACGGCGGAUGCAUAGGAGCGAAUCGACAGACAACGAGGUUUCAACUAGGACCCUGGAUCGGCUGUGGCAAGGGAAGUAAAUUGCAUGUUAUUUGUGGUGGCGCCAUGCAUGUAGGGCGCACCGAAAGAAGUUGUGGGAUUUAGAAUAAAAUGGUGGUACCAAUUUGAUCUUUUAUUUGCAUGCGAAUUUGUGUUCCCUGAGUUGCUAUUGACGGUUGGUCUUCGGUUCUGCUGGCUAUUUUUCGGCUCGUUGUUUCACCUGGUUGGUUCCCCUCGCUUGCAGUCAAAUUUGGUCGUUCUGUCUCCAGUCAAUUUGUGGGUCGUCGAGUAGAGUCGCGGAGCGCGGAGUGAGUGAUUUCAAGUGCAAGUGCUUGUGCUAUAAACUAAACAGUAGAUCCCGGUGUGUGCACUGUGGUUAAAGAAGGUGAUAGUUUGCGAACUUUUGUGGACAAACAGUGUAACUCAAACUAUUCCAAAACAAUUUGAAGUGGUUCGAGAGUGAUUCAAAAAUGGCAAGUGAACUGAAGGAGUUGAAGUCGCAACAACGGCAGGUUCGGAGUACCUUUGAAGGGAUACGGCAGUUCAUCCUCAAAUUCAAGCCGGAGAAGCAUGAAGCGCAGGUCAACACAAGGAUGGAAAUUUUGGAGGAAGCGAUGCAGAAGUUUUAUGUACUCCGAAGGAAGAUAGAAGUUCUCACCGAGGAAGCUGAUGAACGGGAGUUGACGGAGUCUAAAGCUGACCCGGCGGACUUGCAUGAUCAGUUAGAAGCACUCAUCGAAAAGCGGCAGUUAGAACACAGUGCGAUCAUUCAGCAGGCUGAGGAUACAUACUGCGAGUUGAAGUCGUCCCUGCAACGUCUGCGAGCAAACCUAGUUUCCGGAUCAUCUUCUGGUCCAUCCGUGGCGUCAACCCAAGGCCCAACAGCUUUAUCCACGGUGAAAUUGCCUGAGAUUCGUCUACCUAGUUUUGGCGGUAAAAUCCGAGAUUGGGUGACGUUUCGGGACAUGUUCAGGAGCCUGAUCCACCGAAAUCAGCAGCUCACUGACAUCGAUAAAUUCACUUACCUCAGGUCGUCACUUGAAGGCGAAGCACUUCGGGAGAUAGGGAUGAUUGAGAUUACUGCUGCAAAUUACAUCAUCGCCUGGGAACAGCUGCAAAAGCGAUAUGAGAAUAAAAAACUCAUCGUCAAAGCCCAUAUCGAUGCCCUAUUUGCAGUGGAACCAUUAAAGCGAGAGAACUACGACUCCCUAUGCCAUUUGAUCAGCGAGUACGACCGCAAUCUCCAGAUGCUGGACAAAAUUAGCGAGGACACGUCGAAGUGGAGCACGAUUCUUGUCCACAUGGUGUGUUCUAGACUGGACGCAGCCACUCUACGAAACUGGGAAACCCAUCACGCCUCCACGCAGGUUCCAACGUACGAUCAGCUGAUGGAGUUUCUACGGAAACACUGUGCCAUUCUCCAAUCGAUAGCCCCAGCGGAGUCAGCCCAAAUGGAAGUGAAGAAGCCUAAGUUCACCGUAAGCCAUGCUCAAACAUCUGCGCCAGCGUCUAGCCGGUGCCCAUUUUGCUCCGAAGAAAUGCAUUCAGCGUUCAAAUGCCAAAGGUUCAUCAAAAUGAAGAUUCCCGAGCGUUAUGAGAAAGUGAAACGGUGUGGCUUGUGUCUGAAUUGCCUGUCUCCAUCGCACCUGGUUCGAGCGUGUACCGCUGGCGUGUGUCGACACUGCCAGAAGAAGCAUCAUUCGCUCCUCCAUUCGGGAGGCUUCAACGGUGGAAGGUCUGCUGCAUCAACGCCGCAGAAUGACUCCUCCGGCCCACAAGUUCAGAAUCGAUCACAGGUGACAAACACACAGCAAACACAGCCACAAGCCCAGAACCAACCAACUCACACUCAGGCAGCUGGUCCUAGUACUAGCUCGUUCCCCAUUGCAAACACAAGUUCGCUUACGCAAACACCACCACCACCAACCACCACAGAUCCCACACUUCCAAGCAAUUCCCUACCCGCCACUAUACACACCUCUACACGUCAAGUCUUGCUGUCGACAGCACUCGUUCGUGUGUCGGACAGAUAUGGAAAUACGCAGUUAGCCAGAGUUCUUCUGGAUUCUUGCUCGGAGUACUGCUUCGUCACCACGAAGCUCUCGCAAAAGCUGAGACUGGCUGAAACGUCCAGCUAUCUAUCAGUAGCUGGGAUUGGAGGUUCAGUAGUGCAAUCUACGAAGAAGGUCGAGGCUACGAUAUCUCCACGAUCCUCCAGCAUCUCCUCGUAUUCCGAAACGAUCCAGCUUCACGUGCUUCCAAAACUCACUUCGGAAUUGCCGAUCAAUCCAGUAAAUGUCCACGAAUUGGCCAUUCCGAGUGGAAUGAUUUUGGCGGAUCCGAACUUCCACAAGCCCGGUCCGAUCGACAUCAUAUUGGGCGCGGAGUACUAUUACGAUUUGCUCCUCGAGGACAAGCUGAAACUAUCCGACGAUGGACCGACGCUGCAAAGUACCGUGUUCGGAUGGGUUGUCUCAGGACGUGUUCCUGGGAAUGUCGUCGAAGUUCCUACAACAGUCACCCAUUCCUGUUCCACACUCGAGCUGCGAGAACUCAUGGCCAAGUUUUGGGAACUGGAGUCCUGCAAUAGUUCAAGUACGUUGUCCGUUGAAGAAGCUGUAUGUGAAGAUAUAUUUGAGAAAACGACUGUUCGAGACAGUGAAGGAAGUUUUGUCGUCACUCUUCCCAAGAAAGAGCACGUUAUCAACCAGUUGGGAGACUCUAGGACCACCGCACUAAAAAGACUUCACGGAAUGGAGCGACGAUUUGCAACGAACGACCAGUUGAAGGCACUCUACAUCGACUUCGUCCAGGAAUACCUGUCCAUGAAUCACAUGCGUGAGGUCGAUGGUGGAGAAGACAAGUUGGCAUAUUAUCUUCCGCAUCAUGCCGUACUCAAACCUGAAAGCACGACCACCAAAUUAAGAGUUGUGUUCGACGGUUCUUGUCGUUCCUCGUCCGGCAUAUCGUUGAACGAUGGACUAAUGGUAGGACCAGUCGUUCAGGAUGACUUAUUCUCCAUCAUUUUGCGCUUUCGAUCGUGGGAAUUCGUACUGGUAGCGGACAUUGCCAAGAUGUACCGCAUGGUCAAGGUUGCGGAAGACGAUCAGCCACUUCAACGGAUUUUGUGGAGGGAUUCGCCUGAUCAGCCUGUCAGGACUUACGAAUUGACCACAGUCACCUACGGAACCGCAUCAGCGCCCUAUCUGGCAACCAAGUGCCUCCAACGGCUGGGCACAGAAGGAGAGGCUUCACACCCGGUAGCUGCAAAGGUUGUCCGUAAGGAUUUCUAUGUGGACGAUUUGUUAACCGGCACGGACAGUAUAGAAGAGGGAAAAACACUCGCAUCGGAGCUGAUUUCCCUGACGAAUUCAGCAGGCUUUAACCUGCGCAAGUGGAGUUCGAACAAUCCCGAACUACUGUCGACGAUUCCAUCAGAGCUUCGAGACGAUCGAACAACCCUUGAACUCGAUUCGUCUACAUCCGUUGUCAAAACCCUUGGACUCAUCUGGGAACCUUCAAGGGACAGCUUCAAGUUUGCCGUUCCACGCUGGAGCGCAGAACCAGUAAUCACCAAGCGUGUCGUUCUCUCCGAUACCGCUCGUAUCUUCGACCCCCUCGGACUCAUCGGUCCAGUCACAGUUCAAGCUAAGAUUUUCCUUCAGCAACUCUGGAAGGAGAAGUCGGAUUGGGACGACCCGUUGCCAGAUUCCUGCCAAGCCUUUUGGAACGAGUUUCGUUGGAACGCCAGUGCGCUGGAGUCUCUUGCUGUGCCGAGGUGGAUAGGCUUCAAUAGCAAAUUAGCAUCCGUAGAACUACACGGCUUCUGCGACGCAUCAGAGGCAGCAUAUGGUGCUUGCCUGUAUAUACGGUGUGAAACCACCGACGGAUCGGUCACCGUUCGACUGAUAACUUCGAAGUCUCGUGUGGCACCAUUGGAAGACCUCUCUCGCAAGAAGAAAAAGCAGUCGAUUCCGCGGCUGGAACUAUCAUCAGCGUUACUUCUUAGCCACCUCUACGAAAAGUUCUGCACGAGUGUCCAGAUUCCCGCCAAGGCUUACUUCUGGACAGAUUCCAUGAUAGUCAAGUGCUGGUUAUCCUCGUUGCCGUCGCGUUGGCAAAUCUUUGUUGCCAACCGGGUUUCAGAAAUCCAGCAUAUCACCAAGUCUGGAAUAUGGAACCAUGUCGCCGGCGCUGAAAACCCGGCAGAUAUAGUUUCCCGAGGAAUGACACCAGCCCAGCUAGCGUAUCAGACUCUAUGGUUUGAAGGUCCUUUAUGGUUGCGCCAAGAUCAGUCUACUUGGCCAAAGUCAGCUACUGUUCAAUCGGAGUUGGACAGCGCGCUCUUGGAGGAAAGGCCUUCAACAUCAGUUCCCGUUCAAAUUAAACCACCCAAUCCCAUUUUUUCGCUACGAUCGUCAUUUUCGGCGCUCGUUCGCAUCGUUGCCUGGAUCCGUCGAUUCCGGCACAACGCAGUUUUAAGAAAUCGAUCCUGCAAACGAAGCGGAAAUCUAUCUACGAAAGAGCUCAACGAAUCGGAAUUGCAGUUGGUGCGGUUGGCACAGUCGGAAACCUUCCCGGCAGAAAUAGCGGCAUUAUCCAAGAACCAACAAAUCAGUCCAUCAUCGAAACUUCUCGCAGCAAAUCCCAGCCUGAUGGAAGGCGUACUUCGUGUCGGCGGCCGGUUGCAGCAUGCUCCCAUCCCGGAAGGCCGAAAACAUCCGUUGAUUCUCCAUCACCAACAUCCACUGACGAAAUUGAUAAUGGAGCAUUACCACCGUAAGCUUUUUCACGCCGGACAGCAACUUUUGAUUAGCUCCGUCAGGGAGAAGUUCUGGCCACUACGAGCCCGCGAUGUCGCACGUUGGACUGUCCACCGAUGCGUGUCGUGCUUCCGGAACAAGCCCAAGGUCCAUGAACAGCUGAUGGCCGAUCUACCCUCCGUCCGGGUCACACCUGGAUCAGUCUUUCUGAAAGUCGGAAUCGAUCUCUGCGGACCGUUCUACAUCCGAUACCCCGGCCGGAAAAGUGCACCGAUAAAAUCCUUUGUGUGCAUUUUCGUUUGUCUGGCCACCAAGGCCGUACACUUGGAGAUUGUAGCAGACCUGUCAACCCAAGCUUUCCUGGCGUCGUUUAAACGGUUUGUUGCCAUUCGUGGCAAGCCACGAUUGGUCAUGUGUGACAACGCGACCAAUUUCGUUGGAGCUAACAAGGAGCUCGAAGCACUCCGUCGGCUGCUGAACGACCAACAAGUCCAACAUGCGAUGGUGAAUGCGGCACUAGGAGAUGGAAUUGAGUUCAGGUUCAUUCCGCCGCGCACCCCCAAUUUCGGCGGACUUUGGGAGGCGGCCGUAAAAUCCUUUAAAGGUCAUUUUCGGAAGACUAUCGGAGACCGAGUGUUGACCUACGACGAGUUCCACACCGUGGUUCAUCAGGUUGCAGCGAUCCUUAACUCUAGGCCAUUGACUCCACUGAGCAAUGAUCCGAACGAUUUCUCUGCGCUCACUCCAGGUCAUUUCCUGGUAGGUCGACCGCUCACGGCGGUUCCAGAGCCGGACCUGCAAGAGGUUCCUGAAAACCGGCUCUCCCAUUGGCAGCGUACCCAAGACUUCGUUCAGCAACUGUGGAGAAAAUGGAAGACGCAGUAUCUCUCCGAUCUGCACAAUAGAACGAGAUGGUCUCGAAUGCGGGACAACAUUCAUGUCGGAACCAUGGUUCUCGUCAAAGAGGACAACCUGCCACCCCAGAAGUGGCGGCUAGGGAGAGUCACCGAGAUUUUCCCGAGUCAGGACGGAAACGUCCGCGUGGUGAGCGUCCGUACCCAGGAUGGUGUCUUCAAAAGGGGAAUUUCAAAGAUUUGCAUCCUGCCUAUCCGGGACAACGACCAGGAGUCCCCAUCAGAAGAGCAAUAGCUUUUCCAACGAGGUGCUUCGGCACCGCGGAGGGCCCCAAAUGGCGGUCCUCCGCAGUCCAGUUAACUACACCCGCGUCCCGGCCAACGGGACGGGCCGGUCAUCACCUAGAAGUCGUCAGAAGUUCAUCCGUUUUCCAAACCGUCAUUCGUCCGUUCCGCAUGAAGCUUGUCCUGUGUCGUCACACAUGUUCUGUCCAAGGUUUUGGUGCACGGUCUGCAUUCCCAAUUCACAAGGUCUCCCUCAUCACCUCAUCAAGGUCGUCAUCCAAUGUCAUCCCGAGAGCGAAGGGCCCUUCGCUCGUUCCGUUGGUCCUACCCGACCGGUCAUCAAGCGAACUGAUCACUCGCAACGAAGGCCAUCGUCAAUCCAGGAUCAGCACCAUAGACGUCCAACACUAGCAAGCGACCAUCCAUCCAAUCGCUACCACUCCGUAGCAUCACCGCGGUGCCAGGGGCACCCGCGGAGGCCCGGACGCAAGGGCCUCCGCUCCAGGCAAGUUCUUUCAAAAUUGUUCAUUUCCUCGUAAAAAGCUCUCCAUGUCUUGUAGAAUCGUGCACCAGUUCAGGCCCGGAGGCCUGCACCCAUCGGCGGCCGAGGCCCGUCGAGAUACCAGGACACAGCCCCCAACGUUGAACCCACCAAGCUCCAUCUGGCGAACCGAAAAUGACCAAGGCCAGCAGAAGUCCGUUUCCCAGUUUUCGUCCGUAUCCGAUUGGAAUUUUUCACCAUUUCCGGUCGGCAAGCCCACCGUCACCGAAGCAGAGGAUGCAGUUCGUCUCCAGUACAGCUGUACCUAAGUCGGUCAAGGUCACCAGUCACCACAGCAGCAGCAAGCCCAGUAGUAACCCGAAGUGAUGUUUACAUCGAAGCAGUUAGACCCACGAAGUUUUGAAUUGAGCGCGAAUGAAAUAGUAGAUAGUAGAUGAAUUAUUGGAGUACAGUAGCAAACAAAAUUGAAUUCGUUAGUUAGGUUGAAAUCCUGAUGAUUUCAAGGCGGCCGGCAUGUUCAGACUCAAGAAAGUCGGUCCGUCUGGCAACGCAGCCACAUGUUCCACAAAAUGUACAUCAGUCCAUCCUAUUUUUUCUCACUAGUUGAUUGUCCCAUCUUUAUCAGUAGAUAGCGUAGGUAGCCCGAUCGAUAGCCACUGAUCGGUAUCGCUCGGUGUCAUACUCACCACUGACCUCCUCGUAUCGCACAGAAUACGAGAGGCAGAUUAGUUCAUAUCCAACCGUACAUAGUAUCGCGUCGCGCUCGAGUUAGGCGAAUAAUUCGAUCGAGCAAUAAAAGUGCAUUAGUGCCAAGAACGAAGUUUCAAUAAACCGGUUGUUUUCGAUCAAAGUUUUGUAUCGCGAGUUUUUGAAUAAGUGUCCGAACAUCUAUCGCCAACGGUCCCGGAAGUGUAU